Apis florea (little honeybee) is the source of this 2164-nucleotide messenger RNA. RefSeq lists its product as uncharacterized. Gene Ontology annotation, molecular function: RNA polymerase II cis-regulatory region sequence-specific DNA binding; DNA-binding transcription repressor activity, RNA polymerase II-specific; zinc ion binding. The record is from RefSeq and is a predicted model, not a curated record. Gene Ontology annotation, cellular component: nucleoplasm; nucleus. NCBI's taxonomy places the organism in Eukaryota, Metazoa, Arthropoda, Insecta, Hymenoptera, Apidae. Gene Ontology annotation, biological process: regulation of cytokine production; negative regulation of transcription by RNA polymerase II; regulation of immune system process.
CAGAAUGUAAAAAAUUAUUACAAAUAAGGAAAAUUUAGGAUUGCAUCAAAAGGCAACUCAUCAUAUUGGAAAUGAUAUUAAUCAAGAAUUUGAACAUGCUGUGCAAGAUUCAAGUUUAGAAUCAAAACGUCAUUUAUCUGGGGAAGAUAAUAUUUCUAACGUAAUAGAUCAUGUUUUAACUGAAGAACAACAUACAAAUAAAUUUUCAAAUAAUUCUAGUGAUUACCAAAAAAACUUUUCAUGUGAGCAAUGUAAAAAGUUAUUUGAAACAAAGGAAGCAUAUGAAUUACAUGUUAAAGUAGUUCAUGAUCAUGAUAAGUUAUUUAUUUGCACUAUAUGCAAUAAAAAUUUUACUCAACAAACGGCUUUAAAACAUCAUAUGUCAAUACACGAAAGACAUAAAUUAGAGAAAGAAUAUCCAUGUGAUAUUUGUGGAAAAGUACUUAAUCAUCCUAGUUCUGUAGUAUAUCAUAAAGAAGCGGAACACAACAAUGGUCGGCGAUUUGUUUGCAAUAAAUGUGGGAAAAGUUUUAAACAUAAGCAAUUAUUACAACGUCAUCAACUUGUGCAUUCUGAUGAUAGACCUUAUAUUUGUAAAUCUUGCAAUGCCAGUUUUAAAACAAAAGCAAAUUUAAUCAAUCAUCAAUCUACACAUACUGGCGAAAAAAAAUAUUUUUGUGAAAUCUGUGGACAACAAUUUGCACAUAAAACUAGUCUUACAUUGCAUUACAGAUGGCAUACAGGACACAAACCAUAUACAUGUGAGGUAUGUCAUAAAAGUUUUUCACAAAAUGGAAAUUUACAAGAACAUAUGCGAAUACAUACAGGAGAAAAACCUUAUUGCUGUGAUUAUUGUGGUAGAAAGUUUACUACUUCUUCACAAUUUAAACUUCAUGUUAAACGACACACUGGCGAGCGUCCUUGGAAAUGUGAAUUUUGUGCAAAAUGUUUUUUGCAUAAAGAUACAUGGAAAUGUCAUGUACGCAGACAUAAAGGAGAACGACCUUUUCAGUGUGCUCAUUGUAAUCGAGGUUUCACAGAACAAUGGGCUUUAAAAAAACAUCUUCGUUUGCACACUGGUGAAAAACCUUAUUCUUGUGAUGUUUGUGGAAAAGCAUUUGCAGAUUGUUCAAACUUAACAAAGCACAAAAAAGUGCACAGAGAAACUAAACUUUCUACAAUAAGUGAAAUAGAAGGAUCUCCAAUUGGAGAAGUAUGGCAAAUUUUACCUAGUUCUCAAGAAUCUGAUGAACAAUCAUUAACUGAUCAAAUGGCUCAGGUUAUUGCAACACAAGAUGAUACAUCUGGAGAUGGUAUUCAACAAAUUAUAUAUGUUUCAUACCAAGAUCCAGAUGAUCCUAAUCAAUCUCGAACUUUACAUUUCGUUGAUGCUGGAAUGAUGAGAAAUAAAGAAGAAAAAACAAAUGUAAAUCAAUCAUUAUCACAUUUAAGUGUAAGCAAUGAUGGAAUCCUUUCUAAUCCAGAUCAUGAUACUGGAAAUAGCAAUUCAAAUGAACGAAUAAAUGUAGAACUUUCAGAAUCUGAUCUUCAACUUCAGAUUACAGAUGAAGAAGGUAAUCCAAUUCCUCUUUCAAUUCAAGAUGCUAGACAACUUUUAUCUCAAAGUCAAUUUGUUAAUCAACUUAAUGAUGGUCAAGAAAUUAGAGUCCAUCCUGGCGUAAUACAAGAUGAAUUAACAACACCGUUAAGUGUACAUGUUAAUCAAAAUUCUGAUAUAAAAGAUGUUGACAUUUCCAAUACAGUAGAUGCAAAAGUGAAAAAUAUUUCAACUGUACAAACAGAUGCAGAAGCAAUUGUGAAGGCAUUACAGGAUGAAGAUACAGAUGCAAAUGCUGUUGCAACUAUUAAUCAAAUGGAAGAAUCGGAACAAUCUGGGAUCGCUGAAAACGAACAAGCAAUAGAAUUUACAACACAAGAUGGUCAGAAAGUUCGUUUAGUUACUUCUUAUCAUGUUGAUCCAAUGCAACUUGCUUCUGAGUACCUGACUAUUGUAUAAAACUUAAUUAUAAAUUUAUCUAAAUAAUUUCUUUAAACUUAUUAAUAUAAAUAGUACUUUAUACUGAUUAAUAGAAUUUUCGAAGUAGACCACUUACUUAUUGACGAAACUUUACUCAAGCAGAAUAUGAUUAUAAAUAAAUAGUCA